Hevea brasiliensis (rubber tree) is the source of this 1297-nucleotide messenger RNA. RefSeq names its product probable mannitol dehydrogenase. The coding region runs from base 99 to 1178 and encodes 359 amino acids. Gene Ontology annotation, biological process: lignin biosynthetic process. Lineage: Eukaryota; Viridiplantae; Streptophyta; Magnoliopsida; Malpighiales; Euphorbiaceae. Gene Ontology annotation, molecular function: zinc ion binding; cinnamyl-alcohol dehydrogenase activity. The transcript is spliced from 5 exons. The record is from RefSeq and is a predicted model, not a curated record.
GCGCAUAUCCCUCUCACCCAUCGCCAAAAAGAUUAAAGCUUCAAUUACAUCUUUGAAGUUAAAACUCUCUGCAAAUCUAACUAGGUGAAAAGAGAAAAAUGGUAGCCAAAUUGCCAGAGAAAGAGCAUCCCAAACAGUCAUUCGGAUGGGCAGCAAGAGACCAAUCUGGCGUUCUCUCUCCCUUCAAAUUCUCCAGGAGGGCAACGGGAGAGAAAGACGUUUCUUUUAAAGUCCUGUAUUGUGGGAUGUGUCACUCGGACAUUCACAUGGUCAAGAAUGAAUGGGGCUCUUCUACUUACCCUCUCGUCCCUGGGCAUGAGAUUGUGGGAGUGGUGACAGAGGUGGGGAGCAAGGUAGAAAAAUUCAAGGUGGGAGAUAAAGUGGGUGUAGGCUGCAUGGUUGGAUCAUGCCACUCCUGUGAUAACUGCACAAACAAUCUUGAAAAUUACUGCCCACAAAUGAUACUUACUUAUGGUGCCAAGUACUACGAUGGAACCACCACUUAUGGCGGCUAUUCCGACAACAUGGUUGCCGAUGAGCACUUCAUUGUUCGUAUACCAGAUAACCUGCCUCUUGAUGCUACUGCUCCUCUCCUUUGUGCUGGGAUCACUGUGUACAGCCCCUUGAAAUAUUAUGGACUCGACAAACCUGGCUUGCAUGUAGGCGUAGUUGGCCUCGGUGGGCUUGGUCACAUGGCGGUGAAAUUUGCCAAGGCUAUGGGAGCUAAGGUGACUGUGAUCAGCACCUCACCUAACAAGCAGCAGGAGGCUAUUGAGCGUCUUGGUGCAGAUUCAUUUUUGGUCAGUCGUGACCAAGAUCAAAUGCAGGUUGCAAUGGGCACAAUGGAUGGUAUAAUUGACACAGUGUCUGCAAUGCACCCUCUUUUGCCUUUGCUUGGUUUAUUGAAGUCGCAUGGAAAGUUGAUUUUGGUUGGUGCCCCAGAGAAGCCACUUGAGCUACCAGCCUUUCCUUUGCUAAUGGGGAGGAAGAUGGUGGGUGGUAGUUGCAUUGGGGGAAUGAAAGAGACACAAGAAAUGGUUGAUUUCGCAGCCAAACACGGCAUAACAUCGGACAUUGAAGUUAUCCCAAUUGACUAUGUGAACACUGCUAUUGAACGCAUGCUGAAAGCUGAUGUUAGGUACCGAUUUGUGAUUGAUAUUGGCAACACAAUCAAAUGAAGCCAUUGAAUAAGUUAAUUGAAUUUUCUUAGCCACUUGUUGAACUUAUGUUGAGGAUUUUGUACUCCAUAUAUGCCCUCAUCGUGAGGAGCGAUGUGUAAUAAAUUGAAUUCCAGUGA